AUGGCGUGGGACAUGUGCAACCAGGACUCUGUAUGGAGUGACAUCGAGUGUGCUGCUCUGGUUGGUGAAGACCAGCCUCUUUGCCCAGAUCUUCCUGAACUUGACCUUUCUGAACUAGACGUGAACGACUUGGAUACAGACAGCUUUCUGGGUGGACUCAAGUGGUGCAGUGACCAAUCAGAAAUAAUAUCUAAUCAGUACAACAACGAGCCUUCAAACAUAUUUGAGAAGAUAGAUGAAGAGAAUGAGGCAAACUUGCUAGCGGUCCUCACAGAGACACUGGACAGUCUCCCUGUGGAUGAAGACGGAUUGCCCUCAUUUGAUGCACUGACAGAUGGAGAUGUGACCACCGAGAAUGAGGCUAGUCCUUCCUCCAUGCCUGAUGGCACCCCUCCGCCUCAGGAGGCAGAAGAGCCGUCUCUACUUAAGAAGCUCUUACUGGCACCAGCCAACACUCAGCUAAGUUAUAAUGAAUGCAGUGGCCUCAGUACCCAGAACCAUGGAAACCAUAAUCACAGGAUCAGAACAAACCCUGCAGUUGUUAAGACCGAGAAUUCAUGGAGCAAUAAAGCGAAGAGCAUUUGUCAACAGCAAAAGCCACAAAGACGUCCGUGCUCGGAGCUUCUCAAGUAUCUGACCACAAAUGAUGACCCUCCUCACACCAAACCCACAGAGAACCGGAACAGCAGCAGAGACAAAUGCACCUCCAAAAAGAAGGCCCACACACAAUCGCAGACGCAACAUCUACAAGCCAAACCAACAACUUUAUCUCUUCCUCUGACCCCAGAGUCACCAAAUGACCCCAAGGGUUCCCCAUUUGAGAACAAGACUAUUGAACGAACCUUAAGUGUGGAACUCUCUGGAACUGCAGGCCUAACUCCACCCACAACUCCUCCUCAUAAAGCCAACCAAGAUAACCCUUUCAGGGCUUCUCCAAAGCUGAAGCCCUCUUGCAAGACUGUGGUACCUCCACCAUCCAAGAAGGCCCGGUACAGUGAGUCUUCUGGUACCCAAGGCAGUAAUUCCACCAAGAAGGGGCCCGAGCAGUCUGAGCUGUAUGCACAGCUCAGCAAGACCUCUGUGCUCACCAGUGGACACGAGGAAAGGAAGGCCAAACGGCCCAGUCUUCGCCUGUUUGGUGACCAUGACUAUUGUCAGUCAAUUAAUUCCAAAACGGAAAUACUCGUUGGUACAUCACAGGAGCUCCACGACUCCAGACAACUAGAAAACAAAGAUGCCCCCUCCUCCAACGGGCCGGGGCAGAUACACUCUUCCACAGAUUCCGACCCGUGCUACCUGAGAGAGACCGCGGCGGUGAGCAAGCAGGUCUCUCCCAGCAGCACCAGAAGACAGCUCCAAGACCAGGAAAUCCGAGCCGAGCUGAACAAGCACUUCGGCCAUCCCAGUCAAGCUGGUUUUGACGACAAAGCAGACAAGACCAGUGAGCUGAGGGACAGCGAUUUCAGUAAUGAACAAUUCUCCAAACUACCUAUGUUUAUAAAUUCAGGACUAGCCAUGGAUGGCCUGUUUGAUGACAGCGAAGAUGAAAGUGAUAAACUGAACUCCCCUUGGGAUGGCACGCAGUCCUAUUCAUUGUUCGAUGUGUCACCUUCUUGUUCUUCUUUUAACUCUCCGUGUAGAGAUUCCGUGUCACCACCCAAAUCUUUAUUUUCUCAAAGACCCCAAAGGAUGCGCUCUCGUUCAAGGUCCUUUUCUCGACACAGGUCGUGUUCUCGAUCACCAUAUUCCAGGUCAAGAUCGAGGUCCCCAGGCAGUAGAUCUUCCUCAAGAUCUUGCUAUUACUAUGAGUCAGGCCACUGCAGACGCCGCACACACCGAAAUUCGCCCCUGUGCACGAGAUCACGUUCAAGAUCGCCCCAUAGCCGGCGGCCCAGGUAUGACAGCUACGAGGAGUACCAGCAUGAAAGGCUCAAGAGGGAAGAGUACCGCAGAGAGUACGAGAAGCGAGAAUCUGAAAGGGCCAAGCAGAGGGAGCGGCAGAGACAGAAGGCAAUUGAAGAGCGCCGUGUGAUUUAUGUUGGUAAAAUCAGACCUGACACAACACGGACAGAACUGAGGGACCGUUUUGAAGUUUUUGGUGAAAUUGAGGAGUGCACAGUAAAUCUGCGGGAUGAUGGAGACAGCUAUGGUUUCAUUACCUACCGUUAUACCUGUGAUGCUUUUGCUGCUCUUGAAAAUGGAUACACUUUGCGCAGGUCGAAUGAAACUGACUUCGAGCUGUACUUUUGUGGACGCAAGCAAUUUUUCAAGUCUAACUAUGCAGACCUAGAUUCAAAUUCAGAUGACUUUGACCCUGCUUCCAUCAAGAGCAAGUAUGACUCUCUGGAUUUCGAUAGUUUACUGAAAGAAGCCCAGAGAAGCUUACGCAGGUAA
This is a messenger RNA of Rangifer tarandus platyrhynchus (Svalbard reindeer), 2394 nucleotides long. The record is from the annotation of a GenBank genome assembly. Lineage: Eukaryota; Metazoa; Chordata; Mammalia; Artiodactyla; Cervidae.